CCAACACUGAAGAUUAUGCCAGAGGCCUGGAGAAGCAGACUCCGUUUCCAUGAGCCAUGGCCACCGCACCACCCCCACCACUGCUACAAUCUUUAUCUUGUCAGGCUCUUCUGGCUCAUCAUCCUGGCCUUCUUUUUUAUGGAGGUAGCUGGAGUAGAAGGGAGAGUGAGCAGCAAGGGAUGCUUGCAGAGGGAGAGGGAUGCUCUCUUGCUUUUCAAAUCCGCCAUCAAAGAUCCUUCCGCCCGCUUGUCUUCAUGGCAUGCCCAAGUAGACUGCUACGCAUGGACUGGCGUGGUCUGCCACAACAGAACAGGCAGCAUACGAGUAGCCGAGCUCAACCUUCAAAAUCCAAAUGCCUACCAACUGAAUGAUGAGUCGGACACUGCUUUGAGGGGUGAGCUGCUGCAUCCUUCAUUAUUGUCUUUAAAGCAUUUGCAAAGCUUAAAUCUGAGUGGCAAUGACUUUGAGGCCACCCAAAUUCCUCCUCUCAUUGGUUCUCUUCACAAACUCAGGUAUCUUGAUCUUUCCGAGUCCAACUUCAGUGGAAUCCUUCCCCCUCAUAUUGGAAACUUAACUCAUCUUCUUCAUCUUGAUCUCAUGUCAUAUCAUUAUCCUUAUUCUGCUACACUUGUCUAUAGCCUUGACUGGCUCUCCGGCCUUUCUUCUUUGAUUUAUCUGGACUUGUCCUUUUUGGAUCUCAGCGCUGCCUCCCAUAAUUUGGUAUCGACAGUCAACAUGUUGCCUUCCCUACAACAAUUAAAUUUAUAUGAUUGUAGGAUUAAAAAUAUUCCUCUUUCUCUCGAUUGCCAUCUCAACCUCACUUCUCUCGCGUCUCUUAAUCUUGGUAUGAACAACUUCAAUUCUUCUUUUCCUAACUGGCUAUGGAAUCUCACAAGCCUCUUGUCUCUUCAACUUGCUGGCUCCAUCAUUCAAGGGGCGUUGCCUAAUGAAAUUGGCAACUUAAUUGGUCUCACACAUCUUUAUCUUGAUUGGAAUUUGCUCUCUGGUCCCCUACCUGAUAUGUUAUGGAAAUUGAAACAUCUAAGAUACCUCGACCUGAGCUAUACUUUACUUGGAAAUUCUUUACCAAUGGGGAUUAUGAAUCUAUCAAGCUUAUCAGCACUGUACCUUGAUAAUUGUUCACUAAUCAGUCCAAUACCCAGUGAAUUAGGAAAUUUAACAACUUUAAAUGAAUUAUCUCUUGAAUCUAAUUUACUUUCUGGAUUAAUACCACAUGAGAUUUGGAAACUAGUCAACUUAGAGCAUCUUGACCUCUCUUCUAAUUCCUUUGAGGGUGAUAUUACUGAGUUCCACCUUUCCAACCUAACCAAACUAAACACCUUGUACUUGUCUGGUAUUACCAUAGCAAUAGACCACAAUUGGAACCCUCCUUUUCAAUUACAAGUCAUUGGACUUGGUUCUUGUAAAUUAGGUCCUAGAUUGCCUACAUGGCUUAGUUCGCAAAAAUCCAUCGUGGCUUUUAAUUUGCACAAUACAAGUAUAGAGGACAACUUACCUGAAUGGUUUUGGAACUCUCUUUCUAUCGUUGAAGUUUUAGAUCUCUCCCAUAAUAAAAUUAGUGGUACUUUGCCAGCAUCCUUGGAGAAUUUAACUAAACUAUUAAGUCUAUCUCUUGAUUCAAAUUUACUUGAAGGUCCAAUUCCUCAUCUUCCACCCAACCUAGUAUUUCUAGACCUUUCUCUUAAUGCUUUUUCAGGACCACUAUCACCGACCUUAUUCACACCAAAUUUAUAUAGUUUGUUACUCUCACAUAAUCAUAUCAUUGGAAGCAUGCCAUCCAAUGUAUGCAAUUGUCAUAGUCUUGAACGCCUCGACUUAUCAAACAACAAAUUUUCUGGAGAAAUUCCUCAAUGUUGGCAAGAGGGAACAGGUCUUCAAGUUAUUCUUUUGGCAAGCAACAUGUUCUUCGGAGAAAUUCCAAGCUCUCUUGGCAACUUGAUGGAACUAGUGUUUUUGCACUUGAAUAAUAAUAGUCUGAUAGGACAUCUUCCAUCCUCACUGCAAAAUUGUAAACAGUUAGUGAUUGUUGAUUUCGGUGACAACAAAUUAUCUGGAAAAAUACCUCUAUGGAUUGGGCAAAGUUGGCAACAAUUACGCAUUCUUCGAUUGAGCUCAAAUAUGUUUCAUGGCAAUAUUGAUCCACAACUUGGGCAUUUGAGGUAUCUACAAAUCAUCGACCUUGCAAAUAACACAUUAUCAGGGUCAAUACCACAUUCGUUUGGAAAUUUUAGUACAAUGAUUUCGACAUCAGCAAAACAACUUCCGCAUCCGGACAGUAUUCCAUUGAUAUUUAUAGAAGAUCCUGCUUACGAGGAAAUGGAGAGCAUAACUUUAGUUACAAAAGGCGACAAACUUACCUUUUCAUCGAUUUUGUAUCUUAUGAAGAGCAUAGACCUUUCAAAUAAUGAUUUGACAGAUGAGAUUCCUGAAGAAUUAGGACAACUUGUUGAACUCAACACUUUGAAUUUAUCAAGAAACCACUUCAAAGGCAAAAUUCCCGAUAGUAUUGGUAGAAUGAGUUCUUUGGAAACUUUAGAUUUAUCCUUCAAUAAUUUAUCAGGUGAUAUUCCUCAAGGCUUGUCACAACUAAAUGCUCUGGAUCAUUUGAAUUUGUCUUAUAACAACCUAUCUGGAAACAUUCCCUCAGGGAAUCAGCUUCAAACGUUAGAUGAUGCAUCCAUUUAUAUUGGUAAUCUUUAUCUUUGUGGAGACUUGGUAAAUAAGAGUUGCUUUCAUAAGAACAAAACCAAUGCGACAAGCGAGGAGCAUGCAAUGUUAUCGUCAAUGUUAUCAAUCUAUCUAAGUAGUACACUUGGAUAUUUUGUUGGAUUGUGGAGUUUGUUUAUCCUUUUACUAUUUAUCAAAAAAUGGAGGUACUCUUACUUUAAAAAGGUCGAUGGCAUUGUUGAUAAAAUUUAUGUGGCGACCAAGAUAAGAUUGAAUAGAACAGUGAAUGGUUAGUUGUUUUUAGAAAAAAUAAAGUUUACGGUUAGUUGUUUUUAGAAAAAAUAAAGUUUACGAUGAAUGUAAUUAUAAGAAGUUUCCAUACUAGAAUUGUGAGCUUUUAUUGUAAGUGUGCUUUUAGUAACCAUAUUCUUGUGAUAUUUUGCAAAUGAAACAAUAUUAUGAUUGUGCUUUUA
Molecule: messenger RNA, 3161 nt
Organism: Zingiber officinale
Lineage: Eukaryota; Viridiplantae; Streptophyta; Magnoliopsida; Zingiberales; Zingiberaceae
Product: receptor-like protein EIX1
Exons: 2
Coding region: 16-2982 (988 amino acids)
Molecular function (GO): protein binding
Source: RefSeq, a predicted model, not a curated record